Phytophthora sojae is the source of this 1860-nucleotide messenger RNA. RefSeq lists its product as hypothetical. Bases 1 to 1860 code for a protein of 619 amino acids. NCBI's taxonomy places the organism in Eukaryota, Oomycota, Peronosporomycetes, Peronosporales, Peronosporaceae. The record is from RefSeq and is a predicted model, not a curated record. The transcript is spliced from 2 exons.
AUGGCCACGGACGCAGACGGAGACGUUGAGAUGACCGUGCCGCAGCCAGUGUUCGAGCGCCGCCAGUACGAAGCCAAGAUUCGCAAUCGCUGCGCGGUUACUGGCGAGCAGUACGAGCACGUUGUCACCUCGAUCCGCAACUCGAUCGAGCCGCGCAUCCUGGACCACCAGGCUCGCUUCGUGCUGAAGAAGCGAGCGGCUGACGUGACCGAUGAAGAUCUCGGCCUGGAGAUCACGCGGCGUUGCUCAGCGCUGCAAAAUAGCCGCAUCCCGGACAUGGACCAGCUUUUCAAGGAAGAACUGAAGAUGGACCUUAAGAUCGAAGACACCGAAGCUCGUGUGGUGAAUUACGUCGUGCUGUUUGACAAGAUUGUGGAGGACCAUGGUUUGGGUGGAAUCCUCGGUAGUGGACGCGAAAAUGAACCGAAUUACGACGAACGCAUGAAGUUGCGUUGCAAGUACCUGCUAAGGAACACUGCGCCAGAGAUGUUGAGGCUGGAGAUGGAGCGCCUGGUCAUCGCCAAGCCGGUACUCCAGAAGGACAAUAUUGCGCUCUACGAGGCCUUAGUCGAGCGCGCACGAGAGCAGCAGCACUACCACAUGCUGGCCCAGGAGCUCAAGCAGGUGGAUAAACCUCGUAGCAACCCCAAGACCAAUCACUCCAACAAGAAGCCAGCACUUUCGUUGAAGCCUCGUGUUUCACAGCCCCAACACUCGUCAUCAAGCAAGCCCAAGCAGUCGAAACAAGAAGCCGACAAGCCCCGCGCACCUCCGCGCGAUGGCUGUCUCGUGUGCAAUGGAGCACAUUGGGUGAAGGAUUGCCCCACCGCUAGUGAGGCAGACAAAGAAGCAGCCCUAAAACGAAUGAAUGACAUGAAGAACCAGCGCUUGCGUGUGAAGACUGUGCGAUCAAUAGGGCAGCCCGGCGAGCGUGCAGCCAUUUUGAAUGGCAUAUUGGAGGUGCCUUUCCGAGCCGACACUGGCGCUGACUACGACGUGAUUACCCGCCACAUUACGCAUGAACUGAGGAAACUGGAUGAUGACCUCGUGGUGGAAGAGCUGGAUGUGCCGAUGAAGGUUAAAGUGGCAGACGGACGGCUCGUUCCUUGCACCGAGAUGUGUGAAGUUGACGUGCAGCUAUUAACGGCUGCCAGUCCGGUCAAUCUGCGCAGACUACAGUGUGUAGUGAUCGAUGGAGAUGCGGAUGAGUUCUUACUUGGUGAUCGAACUCUGAAGUCGCUUGGGAUCAACGUGGAUCAUCUCCUGGAGCGCCUCGCAGCCAAAGGUGGCCCCGAGGAGGACGAGGAUGGUAUACCGGAGGAUGACAUCGUGGGCGCGACCAACCUGGAUGAAAUCAUGGACCGACUCGACGUAAUGUUGGACGACGCUGUCAAGGCCAGGUUUCCACACGAAUUUAAGGAUGCGCUGCGAGAUGCCACCAAGGAAGAAGUUGAUCUAUGGCGGACGAAGCUAGGCGCGGACCCACCCGCCAAGCUCGAGCCACUGCGAGUCGUAUUGGUCGACGGCUCCACACCGUAUCGAACGAAGCCUCGCCAGUACUCUGAGCUGAAACCCAAGUUCCUUCGGGACUACGGCAGGCAGCUGGAAGAAUUUGAGCUGGUUGUACGUAACAAUCAGAGUAGGUGGGCUUGUGCGGCCAUUCCCGUUCGCAAGAAGGGUCCCGUCGAAGACUUUCGGUGCGCCCCCGACUGCCGCCCGAUCAACAAGCGCACCGUGCCUAUCGCAGGUGCAAUGCCAAACCUACUGGUGGUGAUUGCCAAGGUUAAGGGUUUGCUUCUUCGCAACGUUCGAUCUCUUCAAGGGGUUCUGGCAGCUUUUGCUGCACCCGGACUGCCGUGA